AGAAUUGAGAACCCCGGGGCCACGAGGAUUGGCUCAAUUCAUUUCAUCAUUCAUAAACGUGCGAAAACGAUAUAUCACCAAUGGCAUUACCGGUGGCCUCUAGAUUUCUCCGAUUGUCAGUCGACAAUUUUUACCAAAUAUCGCGUAAAACAAUUCUCAGAUCAUGUAAUUCGACGUCAGUCAUGAGCCAGAGAUACGGCACAGCUCCAGAGCAAAAUGCUGAGGCCUCCGAGGUAUCGGAAUUAUCGGAGAACGAGAAGAAAUUGAAAUCAGAAAUGGAUCAGCUGGGGAAGGAGAUUCUCGUCCUGAGGGAGAGAAAUUCAGAGCUUGAUGACAAGUACAAACGAGCACUUGCAGAUGGUGAGAACCUGAGGAUGAGACUUACGAAGCAGAUCGAGGAUGCAAAGUUGUUUGGAAUCCAGGGUUUUUGCAAAGAUCUCCUGGAUGUCGCUGACAUCCUGGGGAAAGCCACUGAAAGUGUUCCCAAGGACGAGCUCACCGAGAGAAAUCCACACCUCAAGACUCUGUACGAGGGACUGAGAAUGACUGAGUCACAGCUGCAUAAGGUGUUUAAAAAGCACGGACUGGUCUCCUUGAAUCCCCUCGAUGAGAAAUUCGACCCGAAUCAGCACGAGGCCCUUUUCCAGCAAGAGGUAGAGGGUAAGGGCCCUGGGACAGUUGUGGUUGUCUCAAAAGUCGGUUACAAGUUGCACGAGAGGAUAGUGCGUCCUGCCCUCGUAGGAGUUUCCAAGGCAUAAUUAAUUUCUAAGACUAAUCAAUUUAUUGUUCGUUAGAAAAUUCUACAAUUCCAGAAUUUGCACGUUUAUUAUGGUUCAAUGUCGUAAUAUAUUGGUGGGAGUGAAUAAAUGACUCGUCAUUGCUCCAAGUUCCA
Molecule: messenger RNA, 892 nt
Organism: Fopius arisanus
Lineage: Eukaryota; Metazoa; Arthropoda; Insecta; Hymenoptera; Braconidae
Gene: Roe1
Product: grpE protein homolog, mitochondrial Roe1
Exons: 3
Coding region: 81-758 (225 amino acids)
Biological process (GO): protein import into mitochondrial matrix; protein folding
Cellular component (GO): PAM complex, Tim23 associated import motor
Molecular function (GO): protein-folding chaperone binding; adenyl-nucleotide exchange factor activity; protein homodimerization activity
Source: RefSeq, a predicted model, not a curated record